CCUAGCGCCUCCGCGGGUGUCGGCGGUCCGCGCGUCUCAGCGUCCCGGGAGCCGGCGCCGCGGGCCGGAGCGGCGCGCCGUGUGUUCGGGCAUGCCCCGCUACGAGCUGGCUUUGAUCCUGAAAGCCAUGCAGCGGGGUUGGUACAGUAGGCUUCACUAGACUUAGCUGCAACUCAGAAUUUCUCCUCCAGCACCUGAGUAAAUGCUGAUGGUCUUGUGGAGAGUGGAGUAAGAGUACGAGCUAAGUUCUCAAUUCCAAUUAAGAAGCGGAGGAAAAUUUAAACUGUCUCCUUCCAAGUUUAUCGCAGCCACCACCAUCAAGACAGCAAACCAAAGGACAAAGACUUUGACCUGCUCUGUUGCUCUGUGUAGUCCGGUGCACGCGUGGUUGACAGACUUGGCUGGGUUACUGAUGAGUAAAUAGAAAGUCGGACGCUUCUGUCAUUGGACGCCUUUACUCACAAAGUGGCCAAAAUGAGGGCUGUUCUGGAGACAGCAGACAUUGCCAUAGUGGCCCUGUACUUUGUCCUGGUCAUGUGCAUUGGCUUUUUUGCCAUGUGGAAGUCUAAUAGAAGCACCGUGAGCGGAUACUUCCUGGCCGGGCGCUCUAUGACCUGGGUAGCGAUUGGUGCCUCUCUGUUUGUGAGCAACAUUGGGAGUGAGCACUUCAUUGGGCUGGCAGGAUCUGGAGCCGCGAGUGGAUUUGCAGUGGGCGCGUGGGAGUUCAAUGCCUUACUGCUUUUGCAACUGCUGGGAUGGGUUUUCAUCCCCAUUUACAUCCGGUCAGGGGUGUACACCAUGCCUGAAUACUUGUCCAAGCGGUUUGGUGGCCAUAGGAUUCAGGUCUAUUUUGCAGCCUUGUCUCUGAUUCUCUAUAUCUUCACCAAGCUCUCAGUGGAUCUGUACUCAGGUGCCCUCUUUAUCCAGGAGUCUUUGGGUUGGAACCUUUACGUGUCUGUCAUCCUGCUCAUUGGCAUGACUGCGCUGCUGACCGUCACCGGAGGCCUUGUGGCGGUGAUCUACACAGACACUCUGCAGGCCCUGCUCAUGAUCGUGGGGGCACUCACGCUCAUGGUCAUCAGCAUGAUGGAGAUUGGCGGGUUUGAGGAAGUUAAGAGGAGGUACAUGUUGGCCUCACCCAACGUCACUUCCAUCUUGUUGACCUACAACCUUUCCAACACCAACUCCUGUAACGUCCACCCCAAGGAAGACGCGCUGAAAAUGCUGCGCAACCCCACGGAUGAAGACGUUCCUUGGCCCGGGUUCGUUCUCGGGCAGACACCGGCGUCGGUGUGGUACUGGUGCGCCGACCAGGUCAUCGUGCAGAGGGUGCUGGCGGCCAAGAACAUUGCGCACGCCAAAGGCUCCACGCUGAUGGCUGGCUUCCUGAAGCUUCUGCCAAUGUUUAUCAUCGUGGUCCCAGGCAUGAUCUCCAGGAUACUGUUUGCUGACGACAUUGCUUGCAUCAACCCCGAGCACUGCAUGCACGUGUGUGGGAGCAGAGCCGGGUGCUCCAACAUCGCCUACCCACGGCUGGUGAUGAAGCUGGUUCCCGUGGGCCUCCGGGGCCUGAUGAUGGCCGUGAUGAUUGCGGCACUGAUGAGUGACUUGGACUCGAUCUUUAACAGCGCCAGCACCAUAUUCACCCUCGACGUGUACAAGCUCAUCCGCAAGAGCGCGAGCUCCCGGGAGCUCAUGAUUGUGGGGCGCAUAUUUGUGGCUUUCAUGGUGGUGAUCAGCAUCGCCUGGGUGCCGAUCAUCGUGGAGAUGCAAGGCGGCCAGAUGUACCUUUACAUUCAGGAGGUGGCGGACUACCUGACGCCCCCAAUCGCGGCCCUGUUCCUUCUGGCAAUUUUCUGGAAGCGCUGCAAUGAACAGGGGGCUUUCUAUGGCGGAAUGGCUGGCUUUGUCCUCGGAGUGGUCCGUUUGACACUAGCCUUUGCCUACCGGGCCCCAGAGUGUGACCAGCCUGACAACCGGCCGGGCUUCAUCAAAGACAUCCAUUACAUGUAUGUGGCCACAGCGCUGUUUUGGGUCACAGGACUCGUUACUGUGAUUGUCAGCCUUCUCACGCCACCCCCCACGAAGGAGCAGAUUCGUACCACCACCUUUUGGUCGAAGAAGAGCCUGGUGGUGAAGGAGAGCUGCUCCCCGAAAGAUGAACCGUACAAGAUGCAAGAGAAGAGCAUCCUGAGAUGCAGUGAGAAUAGUGAGGCCGUCAACCACGUCAUCCCCAAUGGGAAAUCCGAAGACAGCAUUAAGGGCCUGCAGCCUGAAGACGUGAAUCUCCUGGUGACCUGCAGGGAGGAGGGCAACCCCGCGGCUUCCCUAGGCCAUUCUGAGGCGGAAACGCCGGUGGACGCCUACUCCAACGGGCAAGCGGCGCUCAUGGGGGAGAAGGAGAGGAAGAAAGAGACGGAGGACGGGGGCCGCUACUGGAAGUACGUGGACUGGUUCUGUGGCUUCAAAAGUAAGAGCCUCAGCAAGAGGAGCCUCAGAGACCUGAUGGAGGAGGAGGCUGUCUGUUUACAGAUGCUGGAAGAGCCUCCCCGUGUUAAACUAAUACUGAACAUUGGACUUUUUGCUGUGUGUUCACUCGGAAUUUUCAUGUUUGUUUAUUUCUCCUUAUGAACUUUUAAGGAUAUGAUGAAACACUAACUUAAAAUACUGGUCUUUGAAAGAAAAAAAAGACUUAUGUAACUGUUGCAUCUCUCAGGCAUUGUUUACGCUGUAGGUUUUAGCCAAAUUUUACUUAGCGGAACAUCAUCUAUUUGCAAGACUUUAUUUUCCCAGAGAUGGAUGAAAGUAAAUUUUCAACCUAAGUGAAGCAAAACUUGUUUAACAGACUGAAUUGUGCAAAUGUGGUUUAAAAUUUUUCAUACCAAAGUAAGAGCAAUUAUUCUCAUAGAACACUUAGCGCAGAGAGUACAUGCUGAGAUGCCCGGGAAAAGUGCCCUGUCCGCCCUGCCCACUCGCGGCGGACCUUCUCGACCUGGAGCGGGGGACUGGCCAGUCUCUUAAGUUUUUUCCUGUCUCUGUAAUCCCUACUGCCACUUAAAAAGAACUGAUUUUGUAGACAUUGUAUAAUCAAUUGUGUGCUGAAAAUCUAACCAAUGUGCUCGCGAGGUGCUUGUUCCGGGACAGGCAGGCCAGGUGCCAGGUUCGUGUCCGCACGAGCCUGUAGGUUCUGACCGCCGGAGGGAAGGGCGUGUCUUUCUGCAGCCGCUCGGGCACCGCCAGUAGACGCAGUGUUGGGGAAAAGCUUGUUCCAGGUCCUUCUUUCCUGUUUUUUGAAGUUUUGCUGCACCACGCUCGAAUGAGCACCAUGUCUGUUUUUGUAAAAGGUACACGUCAUGACUGUGUUGUUAAGUGACCAGGGGGAGACGAAAUGGCACUGCCCGUGGUCUUUGCACGUGCCGGCCGGGUGAAGGUUUGUCACAUGGUUUGGACGUGAGCAGCCUCUGGGCAGUGCUGGGUCACCUUGGGCUAAGCAGGGGAUUGCUCGGACUCCACUCACUCUCUGGAUGUGUUCUUGUCACUUGGCAACGUUCUUUGUUGGCCAGACGUCUUCCCGUGCAGACCCCGUGUAGGGGAGGGCGUUCAGACAUCUGGGGACAGAGCGACGGGGUCUGGGCUCCGUGCUGCCCUGCUUGGUCAGCUCAUGAUCUGCUGAGGCUGUUUUUAGAGAAAAUUCCAUCUGAGGUCACAUUGUACCCUUGGGAAAGUUAUUUCCCUUGACCUGCCUUUUCAAAAGACUUGCCUUCUGUACCCGGCCUCUGCAUUUUUGCCUAAAAGGUCAGUGACUUGGAGCAUGAGGGCGUUGCGGUGCGGAGUGGCCAUCGGUAACAGGAGACUCGGUGCCCCCCUUGCCCUGGGCGGGCUGGCAGACGGCGUUUUCAUGGAAAGGAGAGCGUGUCCAGAGGUGCCACGAGCGGGCGCUGCUGGGCGUGGGGGCAUGCCGCGUGGAGAGCAGGGCAGUGCCUGUGGGACAGGACCCUUUGUCUUGACGUGGCUCGGUCCAUGGCUGCAUCCUUUGUAGCGGGGGUCACUCUCCACAGGCUGAUCCCUUCAUGAGGAGCGGGUGCGAGGGGGGCCCCGGGUGGGCUCCGCACGCACACGGUUCCGAGUGUGCGCCACACCGUCCUUUUUCCCAGCUCCGGGACAGGUGAAGGAGACUGGCUGACUGUGUAUCUACUUUCUUUGACUUUUCUGUAAUCUGAGACUUUUUAAAUUGCAUGAUUUUAUUCAGCUUUUGAUCUUUAGGGAAAAUUACUACUUUUUAGGUACUUUUGUAGAUUUUGAAUCAAAACUCAGUCCUAAUCACUUUAAGUUUUUUUGUAUUCUAUAAACCAGUUUCAUUAAUUAAUGAUGGACUUGAUUAGUCCAAAGUUGAUUUAGAAAUGAUUGGAUUGCAUAAUGUCUUCCCAUUUCCAGGAAGCUUUCUGAUGGACUGAGUC
Messenger RNA from Phyllostomus discolor (pale spear-nosed bat), 4457 nucleotides. It is a transcript of the gene SLC5A3, whose product is annotated as solute carrier family 5 member 3. Gene Ontology annotation, biological process: inositol metabolic process; transmembrane transport; myo-inositol transport. Gene Ontology annotation, cellular component: plasma membrane. Lineage: Eukaryota; Metazoa; Chordata; Mammalia; Chiroptera; Phyllostomidae. Gene Ontology annotation, molecular function: D-glucose:sodium symporter activity. The record is from RefSeq and is a predicted model, not a curated record. Bases 475 to 2631 code for a protein of 718 amino acids. The transcript has 2 exons.